Priceomyces carsonii is the source of this 1155-nucleotide messenger RNA. RefSeq names its product Wsc2p (gene WSC2). The transcript has a single exon. Bases 1 to 1155 code for a protein of 384 amino acids. Lineage: Eukaryota; Fungi; Ascomycota; Pichiomycetes; Serinales; Debaryomycetaceae. The record is from RefSeq and is a predicted model, not a curated record.
AUGCACAGAAUUGUGAUAAUACCAUUGAUAUGGAUAAGUUUGUUCGGCGAGGUGGAAUCAUCGUUUGAAAAAAUGGGUUGCUUCAAAAAGUCGUCUGUGCAAUCUUUGUUAACUUUCAAUGAUAACGACACAUAUCAAAGUUCGGGGUACUGUCAGGAACAGUGUUCAGAUGAUGCUGUAUUUGGGUUGAUAGAUGGUAAGUCCUGCUACUGUGGUAAUACGAUACCGGACUCUAGUGACGAAGUGGAUGAUUCUAAUUGCAAUACUGUUUGCCAAGGCUAUGGUUACGAAAAAUGUGGGGGUCUGAAUUAUUUUUUAAUAUAUACUGACUCUAGUGCUCAGGCAAGCACUGCUGGUGGUGAUAGCUCGACCCUGAGCUCUAGUUCACCCACUUCCUCAACUGAGACUUCCACAUCAACAUCAUCCGAUCAGACAUCAGAAGUAUCUACAACCUCACAAACAUCGACAAGUUCAUCUUCAUCAUCGUCAACAUCUCCUUCGACUUCUUCAGAAGCGACAUCAGAACAAUCCGGCUAUCAUACCACAAUCGUGUCUGUUGAAAGUGAAUCACAGUCCGUCCGUGAGGUCACCAAAACAGUGGAGUGGUCUACUACUCUGUCACACUCGUCGACAGGUAAGUCUACCUCCAGUACUUCUACAGCCAAUGCAUCAAAGACAACACAUGCCUCCACUACUUCCUCUAAUGAACAUAAUGAAACGAAAGAUAAUAAAGAUAGUGGAAAAUCACUCUCAGGGGGUGGAAUUGCAGGUGUCGUUGUGGGAUCCAUAGCGGGUGCAGCUAUUCUUGCUGCCGGACUUAUCUUUUUCAUCUGUCAUAGAAGACGCUCGGACGACGAUAAGGACGACGAAUUUACUUUAUCCGGCCCAGAACAAGAGAAAUCGGAGACAUUUGGCGGUGCUGCUGGUUCUCACGUCCAGCAUAAUCACCAAGCUUCUAAUGGCCAAAUGCUGGGCUCCUUUGCAUCGACGCAGAAUGAUGACCUAUUUAUCUACGGUCCCUCUGCUCAUCCCAACGACAUGACCGGCGAUCACAGCAUGCCUAUUGCCGAUUUUGGACGAAGACGACUCAGUAAUGGCUCUCUCCCAGAUAUGGUACAAAGAAACCAUGGUUCAUUGAAGGUAGUCAAUAACUAG